CGUUCGGUGCUUCCGCGUUAUGAACACGAGCAGGUGGAGAACGUCGAUAGCUACCAUAAGCUCCUUUGGGUGCCUAACAAGCAUGAGGCUUUCGAUCUUCCGUAAAUCGUCAGGACCACCACAGAUUCAUCAAGCAGGGCAGGGGAAAUGGCGCUGUAACGUUGGGCAACAAUGUCGCAUCAACUUACUAGUUAUCAGUUUCUCCGGAUCUAGCGGAGCACGUUCCCUGCAGCCAUCGUUGGCACUAUAACACCGUCAAGAGCUACGACCUUUGCUUGAUUCAAGACCUUCUCGCCUUUCCAGCCAUCGAGAUCCCGCCAUGUUCAAUACUUCCUCUAUCUCGGGUCAUAUCACCCUCGAAUCUGCUGGGCUCGUCGCUCUAGCUGAUCUCUCCAUUGUCGCAGUGAGAACGGCUCUUACGGGGACGGCAUCCUGGAUUGACAUUCUUGUCCUUGCUCCAGGGAUGCAUCAGCAGCAGUCCGCCGACGAGGUCAAUCGUGCGGAAUUUCCACAGACUGGUUCAUUGACCAACGGAUACGUUUUCCGUAUCGAGAACCCCGCCACAGUCAGCUACCUACAACGUAUCGGCCGUACCGGACACCUCGUCACCGCUUGGGUAGAGCCAAAACCAAUCCCCAGCAACCCGCUAAUGAUUCCUUAUUUCGGGGGCAUUGAUCUAUCCCCACAAAAUCAUCCCUUCUACAUUGCUGGCGUUUCUGUGGCUCUGCUUUAUCUAUUAUGUCCGAUAUUGACCAUCGUCGUCUUCGUACUCGUUGGCUCCAUCAGGGACUGGUGGGCAUUAGGGGUCCUGGGGAUGCUUGUUCUGUCCAGAACGAUCAACGUGUUCAUCAUAAAGCGGAGAGUCGCGGACUCGGAGAAUUGGAAGGGGACGUUGGAGAAAGGUGAAGGAGAUCUCCUCAUAGUUUUGAGUCAGGAUCGAUGGGUUCGUUUGCAGGGGGAGCUAUCUGAUGUCAAACGUGUGACUGCAGGCCAGUGGCUACGAGACGAGGAUCGCUUAGAGGGCCUUGCCGUAGGGAUUGCUACGCUGUUGGUAUACGCAGCUGCGGCCCUGGCUGGUAAUGCAUCAACGGUGGGGAGCCUGCUUAUUGCAUUGUUGCUUCUUUGCUCUGUCGCUUUAUUGGCUCUCUGCAACUCCUUCACACAUCGGCUGCAAAUGUACGAUUGCAUCGUGCAGGAGGAUAAAACACUGAAGAAACAUUAUGACCGGAGGUUGGACAUGGUCAAGGACCUUAUUGCGGAGGAAAGAAUCAAGUAUGCAAACGGGAAACAUGAUCGUGAAAGCGAUCCGGGUGAAUGGGCUGUUAGCAUGGGGCUGAUUAAACGUCGUCAACUGGAGGACAUUCUUCCAAAGUCUGUGUCAUCGUCUACCAGUAGUUGUAUAGGAUCGCAGGCCUCCACUAUAUCUUCCUCUACCGAUGUCUAGAUGCGUUUAUUUAAAUAAACAUCUUUUGACUUCCAUGAGCGACAGAGGCUAUCCCCUACAUGUCCAAUCGUCGCUAUGAAACUCCGUGAUCAACAUACGACUCAUUCUAAUACGUGCCAAACC
Desarmillaria tabescens is the source of this 1567-nucleotide messenger RNA. RefSeq lists its product as uncharacterized. The coding region runs from base 320 to 1444 and encodes 374 amino acids. The record is from RefSeq and is a predicted model, not a curated record. NCBI's taxonomy places the organism in Eukaryota, Fungi, Basidiomycota, Agaricomycetes, Agaricales, Physalacriaceae. The transcript is spliced from 2 exons.